GCAUGUAGCCGACUGUCAAGUACCAGCUGUUGCGCCGUACUGAUUUUCCGUGGCUUCACGCCGACUCGGCUUUGCGGCAAUUUAAUCGAAUAAGUGUGUCACGCGGUUCAUAACUCCGAUCGACAUGAGCCGCAAUUUUGUCGGAGAGUUGCUGAUCUUUCUGUUAUUCUUCAUUCACAGUUUAGAUACGAAAGUAUUAUCAAAUACAUUGUCUCUCGGUGAUGGAAGUGUAUUUGAAAUGAAGUUAACUAAUCUUCAUGACACUACACCAUACAUGAAACAAGUAUCUAUUGCAGCAAGUAGCAAAGCAAUCUUUAAUGUAACAAACGUUUCCUCCAACGCUUCAUUUAUUAUUUUUCAAAUUCAUAUUUAUCAACAUAAUGUUACAUUGUCUUUUGAUAAAGAUUGUCUUAAUAAAGUUUCGAAUAGAAGCGUAUUUGGAUCAAACAUUGGUCUUCUCUCUAAGCUAACCACUAAUACGACACAAUUUUUCGUGAAAAAUGAUAAUGUUCACGAUGUUAAGGCUCUGCUCGUUGUUAUUGCUUACAACAAUAAAGCACCCGUACCGGGUGGAUGCAACAUGGAGUUCAAUACCGAGAUCGCGCCUUACGCGAGAAUGCAGACACGCGACGCGAUGGUGAUCGUGGACGUGCAACCAGCCUCGUUACCGUUCAACUCGAUGCGCCGCACUUGCGAAAAGGAGCCGGUGGAGGUCCAGGUGUAUCAGAUGUACCUGUCCGAGCGGGACCUCACUGCCGAAACUUAUUUCACGGGUAUCGUAAACAUGCUGACUGUGGACGAUAUCAAGGGGAACGGAGCGAAGGCAACGGCCUCCAUUGUUUCCUCACCGAUGAGACGAAUAUUUAGCGCGUAUAUCGGAGUUGGCUCGGUUUACGUCGCAGUGGCUAGUUAUGGGAAUCAUUCUGCUGCCUAUGUCCCCAUAGUUUCGUACGGCUGUAAUCCCACGAUCGAUCCUGUAUCAUGCGACAUUUUAUCCGAGGGUGUUUUCAAGUUUAUUUCUGCCGUUUGUUUCUUCGUGGGAUUAUUUUUUACAUUCCUGGGCCAUCACGUCUCCAGAGUUGAGAAAAUGUUUCCUAUAUUUUUCAUUGGAACCGUAAUUGGAUAUGCCAUAGAAGGAAAUAUUAUAAUUGGCCUGGCGAUAGGUUUGCUCUUCAACCUGUUGUCGUUAGUGUGUCCAUACUCGACAGAGCACCGUGGCGGUGCAUUGCUGGUCAACAUGAGCCUGGGCUUGUUCUUUGCGUGCGUUGCUUACUUACACUCCCCAGGUUCAUUUAUAAUUCUGCAGAACAAUACGGUAUUUUGGUUGCUAUUUUCGACGUUGGCUCUCAGUAUAGCUCUCGUCGUGACGUUUAGCUUUUGCUCUAACGUUACGUGUUCCAUAUUUUCAUCCUUCACGAUAAUCCUGCCGAUUGAUUAUUGGGUUGGCUCCUCUCUCAAAUAUGUUAUGAUAAACAUCGUAAGGCGAGCAACUGUGGAGGAUUUUAAUCUAGCCAUUGUUCGACCUCCUGUUCAGACUAAGGAUAUAUGGUUGAUUGUAUUCUGGAUCUGUUUGGCGUUCUAUCACUUUUAUAAACAUUACCAAAAUCGAUUAUUAUCGAACAGGACAAUGACAGAAACAACGCCAUUGUGGAAUCAAUAUUAAUGAAUCAAUGUUCCAAAUAGGCUAAGUUGAUAGAAACAUAUUGUAACACAUCAAAGAUAACAGUUAAGUGACAAUCUCGCAUAUGAUUUAUAUUGAUAAUACUUUUUGAUUAAUUUUAAUUGUUAAUUUUAUAAAUUUUAUACCAAAUACAUUUAAAUGUGAUAUAAUUGUUUAAAAAAAUAUUUGUACAUAUUAUUCCUUCCACUGUAAUUCAUACAUAAAUAUAAAAAAUAAAUUCUCCUAUUACAUAUAAUCAUUUCUUAACAUCAACCAAAUUUUUGCUAGAUUUUUAUUUCUUCUAAUAUUUUUCAUGUGUAUAAAUAUCUUUAAAUAAUAGAUAUGAAAAAAAAUAAAAGCAUAAAUGUAUUAAUUUAUUCAAUCUUCUUGUUUCUUUACUAGCUAAAACCUAAAGUAAAGUGUUUAUUAUUCAAAUAUUUGAAAAUGAAGCAGUGAGCAAUGCAAUUAUUUCGCCUGUAUUGGUUAAACGUUAACGUAAGAGGCAUCGAACGUUGAGCCAACGUUCAUCCAAAUCGGAAACAAAGGAACGGGAAAAAUAGAAUUACUUUGAAAAUAUAAAAUAUUGUUUACAACGAAAAAUAACGUGUCUCGAUAGAUUAAUCACUUUGUAGAUUACUUUUAUUCGCUUGAAAAGAAAGUUUACAUAUAAAUAAUUUAAUCAUUUUUAAUAGUGCACGUGUAAACGUGGAGUAUAAAGGAUAAUCCGAAGGAUGAAAGGUUUUCAAGUGUUUUAUUGAACAAAAAAAAUGCCAGAUGACUUGUGUUGUCAUUAAAAUGAAAUAACAUUUAUUGAAUCGAGACAGUGACACCUAACAGUGGUUUUCUAUAUCCUACUACUUACAAUCUUAAAGGUAAUCACAGCAACAAUAUUAUCUCCAUUAUUCACAACACUUACGUAGAUUACUGUCGCAAUAAUAUAUUAUUCUCGUUAAUAAAUUUGUUAAUACUCAUACACUGUAUUCGUUAUCAGUAUUUAUUAUUACAGAUAAUAAGAAAACUGCGUGACCACUUCCGCACUCGGGGGGGGGGGAGG
Molecule: messenger RNA, 2714 nt
Organism: Apis mellifera (honey bee)
Lineage: Eukaryota; Metazoa; Arthropoda; Insecta; Hymenoptera; Apidae
Product: transmembrane 7 superfamily member 3
Exons: 9
Coding region: 125-1663 (512 amino acids)
Source: RefSeq, a predicted model, not a curated record